UGAGGGGAGAAAGGGGGAAUGGUCGCAGAGACACUCAGCAUCUGUACCAAACGAUGAAGGUUGAGUCAGAUUCAAAGGAUUUUGCUUAAAAAUAAGGAAAAGAAGAGCGACCGCCACCAUGUAUGGUUUUGUGAAUCACGCCUUGGAGCUUCUCGUUUUAAGGAAUUACGGCCCAGAAGUGUGGGAAGACAUCAAGAGAGAGGCUCAGCUUGAUAUUGAGGGUCAGUUCCUUGUAAGAAUCAUAUAUGAAGACGCCAAAACAUACGAUCUUGUGUCUGCUGCAAGUAAAGUCCUCAAGGUCGAUGCAGGAGCCAUCUUGCAGAUGUUUGGCAAGAUGUUUUUUGAAUUUUGCCAAGAGUCGGGAUAUGACACCAUCUUGCGAGUGUUAGGAUCAAAUGUUCGUGAAUUCCUGCAGAAUUUGGAUGCUCUACAUGACCACCUGGGCACCAUUUACCCCGGGAUGAGGGCUCCCUCGUUCCGCUGCACUGAUGCAGAGAAGGGGAACAAACUGAUUCUUCACUACUACUCAGAGAGAGAAGGCCUGCAAGACAUUGUGAUUGGCAUCAUUAAAACUGUGGCUCAACAAAUCCAUGGGACAGAGAUAGCGAUGAAGAUGAUCCAACCGAAAAGCGAGGAGUGCGACCACAUCAAGUUUCUGAUUGAGGAGAAGGACUCGGAGGAAGAGGCGUUCUACGAGGACCUGGACGGCUUCGAGGAGAACGGCACACAGGAGACUCGGAUCAGCCCGUACACGUUUUGCAAAGCCUUCCCUUUCCACCUCAUGUUUGACAAAGACCUGAUGCUCACACAGUGUGGGAACGCCAUUUAUCGAGUCCUGCCUCAGCUCCAGCCCGGUACCUGUAUCCUCCCUUCAGUUUUUUCUUUGGUCCGUCCUCACAUUGACUUCAGUUUUCAUGGCAUCCUUUCCCACAUCAACACCGUCUUUGUUCUGCGAAGCAAGGAGGGCCUGCUGAAUGUGGAGACGGUGGAGAAUGAGGACGAGCUGACGGGGGUGGAGAUCAGCUGUCUGAGAUUGAAAGGACAGAUGAUUUACUUGCCAGAGGCAGAAAACAUCCUUUUUCUUUGCUCACCCAGUGUUAUGAACCUGGAUGAUCUCACACGAAGGGGGCUUUACCUGAGCGAUAUCCCACUACACGACGCCACACGUGACUUGGUGCUGCUGGGCGAGCAGUUUCGUGAGGAGUACAAGCUGACCCAGGAGCUGGAAAUCCUGACAGAUCGUCUGCAGCACACACUCAGGGCCCUGGAGGACGAGAAGAAAAAGACAGACAGAUUGCUCUAUUCCGUUCUGCCGCCAUCUGUUGCCAACGAGCUGCGACACAAACGGCCUGUCCCGGCAAAGCGCUACGAUAACCUGACCAUCCUCUUUAGUGGCAUUGUGGGAUUCAACGCCUUCUGCAGCAAGCACGCCUCGGCCGAGGGAGCCAUCAAGAUAGUCAACCUGCUCAAUGAUGUUUACACACGUUUUGACAUCUUGACAGACUCUCGGAACAAUCCUUAUGUAUACAAGGUGGAAACAGUGGGUGAUAAGUACAUGACAGUGAGCGGCCUACCGGAGCCGUGCACACACCACGCCAAGUCCAUCUGCCACCUCGCUCUUGAGAUGUUGGAGAUUGCAGGACAAGUCAAAGUGGAUGAUCAACCAGUUCAGAUUACAAUUGGGAUCCACACUGGAGAAGUGGUGACUGGGGUGAUUGGCCAGAGGAUGCCCAGAUAUUGCCUUUUUGGAAAUACAGUCAACCUCACAAGUCGUACAGAAACUACUGGCGAAAAGGGAAAAAUAAAUGUCUCCGAAUACACUUACCGGUGUUUGCAGUCUGCGGAGAACGCUGACCCUCAGUUUCAUCUGGAGUACCGUGGCCCCAUCACCAUGAAAGGAAAGAAGGAACCGAUGAAGGUGUGGUUUCUGUCCAGGAAGCCCACCAACACAGAGUCCACCACAGUUAGUUAAAGCUUAACAAUUCAGAUUCAACACCAAAACGCCAAGUGUGUCAUCUAACAGAAGCUUCAGUUUGGCACUGUGUAGUCAAAAUGUCUUUAUAAAAGUACAUACAUUUUGAGGCAGGGAUGAGAUGGAUUAGGUGAAAUAAACUAUCCACAGACAAACAGAUAUUUUUAAUAUAAUGAACCUAUACUGCUGCUCUCCCUGCUUGUUUCUGUUUGGCCAUGAUCUGUCGUGACCUCACUAUAUUUUUUUAGAGUAGCCACAGAAGUGAAGUAUUUCAUGAAUAGUAGAGGGUCGUGAUAUUCAAGUUUGAUACUUUUUUGGACAAAAUAUUCUCACAUUGUUAUUGUACAUAAAAUCACUAAAGGUUUUGAUAAGCAAAACAUUUUCCAUCUAUCUUAAAUAUUUUUAGUUGCUUUGAUUUUUCAUAUACUAUAUUUGUUCUGUAUUGAGAAAUCAUUUAUAGUCUGUGAUCUAACAUCCCAAAUAACUAACGAGUGUAAUAAAAAAAUAUACUAUAGCUUGAUAUCAUGUUUGUGCCAAAACAUUGCUGUCACUAUUUGAGGCAAACAUUCAGUAUUGUUCAUUAGCUGUGAUAGUUUUACACUGAAUAUGUUGCACUGGCAUCAAAAAAAAUAAAAUAAAGAAUUUAGAUAUUAUAACUGUUGUAUUUAUAUAGAUUUAUAUCACCACGUUCACCAGUUCUUGGCACAAAAGCAACUGUGCUAACUAGAGUUAUAUAUGACAAUUCAAAGAUGAAUUUCAUUUUUAUUUAUUAUUUAAAUGUCACAAAUUAUACAUGUUGAGCUGUUAGUACAUCUGUACCAUCAUGUAUCUAUCACUAAUAAUUUAAGUUAACUAAACACUACUUUAUCUGAUAUAAUAAUCGCACCUCUUUACUCACUUUGUCAGCUUUUAUAAAACAUUUUCAGUUCUACUAAAUGUUCAGAUAUUCUUACUGAUCUACAUAUUUAUUGUUAACAUGGUGUUAUUUGAUAUUUAUUAUUUUUUUGUCAUAAGAAAUAGUAACUAAGUAAACUUUAGUAUGAGUGAAACUACUGUUUGUGCCUCUAUAAGUUAAACUAUGUGCUGUAUGUGUUGGAUUAAUUUAAUGAGUAAAUAUACCACACUUUUUUCACCCUAUUUUUCCAAAAUAAUCAUCAUUAAGCUUCACAUAAUGUCCUAGCAAGGAACCAUGCAGCUUCCUGUGUAAAGAAGUCAAACAGGUGCCUCUUGUACUGUGCGAGUGCAUUUCUUUGCUUGUAAGACAUGAUUGUUUUUUCUGAAAAAAAUGUCUCUGUUGUGAGAAAAUUAAUAAAAUAGUCUUGAAAAG
This is a messenger RNA of Centropristis striata (black sea bass), 3299 nucleotides long. RefSeq names its product guanylate cyclase 1 soluble subunit beta 1 (gene gucy1b1). The record is from RefSeq and is a predicted model, not a curated record. Lineage: Eukaryota; Metazoa; Chordata; Actinopteri; Perciformes; Serranidae. Bases 119 to 1972 code for a protein of 617 amino acids. Gene Ontology annotation, molecular function: heme binding; guanylate cyclase activity. Gene Ontology annotation, biological process: cGMP biosynthetic process; response to oxygen levels. Gene Ontology annotation, cellular component: guanylate cyclase complex, soluble. The transcript has 13 exons.